CAGAGUUUAAUGUACGUUUAUUGAUAUAUCACGAAAAAUUCAUCCCAGUGAAAAUUUCUUAAAAUGCAUUUAUCCAAGUACACUAGUAUGUUGACCCUAUUAAAAUUUACACUGUUUUUUUAUUCCCAGAUUAUGUGCUCCACUUCCUUUAAAACCUUUGGAAGUGGUUUGGAUGGGUCCAAACCUAUAGAGAAAAUCAGUAAAUUGAACAGGCUUAUUGUUCUUAUUGCAACUGUCCCUACGCUUGCACCUACAAUUCCUACCACACCAGUCACAACGUUCCCUAAAACCCUUAAGCCUGGCACAAGUUCCUCAAUACGUAUGGGCUAUUCGUUUAAUUUAGAGAUUUCAAUGAACAUUGCAUAAUCAAAGUACCAAAUUUUCAUUAAAAGAGACUGGAGUUGGUUGCGGGACAAAAUGAACCCAAGGGAUGUGGUCAAGAUACAGAGCAGCAACGUUGAUUUAAACAUUCCAUAUCUUCCCAAUGACGCCUGCACUUGGAGAUUCAUUGGAAGAGAGUGCACUAUAUCUGCAGAAUGUCCGUGCUUUGACGUUUCACCUUCAUUUAACUGCAUUGAAGACUACUUAAAAAUCCUCGACCUGCCAUAUUAUCAUCAAAAGUUCUGUGGGAUCACUAAACCCAAUGGACCUUAUAGGGCGUCCACUGACGUAUUUUCUAUUCGAUUUCGGUCUAAUGGAGGGGUGUCUGCAAAAGGAUUCGUCUGCUUCGUCCAGUGUACAGCUCCAGGAGAAUCAGAAUUUAGUAUUGCGGAUGCCGCUUUAUUGGCGUGUUCCAAUUUCUAAGAAAUAGCCGAUUAUUGUAGAUUUAAGCAAAACAAAUUAAUAGAAA
Folsomia candida is the source of this 850-nucleotide messenger RNA. Its product is annotated as bone morphogenetic protein 1-like. The record is from RefSeq and is a predicted model, not a curated record. Lineage: Eukaryota; Metazoa; Arthropoda; Collembola; Entomobryomorpha; Isotomidae. Bases 418 to 804 code for a protein of 128 amino acids. The transcript is spliced from 4 exons.